Molecule: messenger RNA, 1352 nt
Organism: Oncorhynchus tshawytscha (Chinook salmon)
Lineage: Eukaryota; Metazoa; Chordata; Actinopteri; Salmoniformes; Salmonidae
Product: cilia- and flagella-associated protein 47-like
Exons: 8
Molecular function (GO): protein binding
Source: RefSeq, a predicted model, not a curated record
GAGACGUCCCAUCAGCCCGCUGGGUGGUGAACUUUGACCUGGACCUGGCAGACGGCCUGGUUCUGGCUGCUGUGCUGGCUGCCUACUGUCCCUUUCUGAUCCCCAGUCAUCUCCAGAGGAUGUACACCAGCAUCAGCCGCCUGGAACAGAACCUCCACAACAGUAUCAUCCUCAGCCAGGCCUUCACACUGCUCUGUCUGGACAUAGACAUCCAGCCCACAGAGCUGUCAGACUCGAACCCUGUUCUGAUGUUGAUGCUGUGUGUUUACCUGUAUGAGAAGCUGCCCCAGUACCUUCCCAGGAGAACCAUCACCCUGUCUGGCAGCCUGCACCACACCUUCACCAAGCAGGGGCGUUGUGUGGAGGUGACCGUGCAGUACUCCUGUUCCUUCCUGAGGCCAAUGGAGGCGGUGCUACUGCUGACAUCACGCUCUGCCUCCUCAGCCAGUCCCUCUGGAGCCACCCUGGCCUUCAGCCUCAAGACCCAGGUCACACACAUCACCCCCAGCGGGAUAGUGAAGUGUAAAUCUCCAUGUUACCAGCUGAAGGAGCUCCAACUUAAAGUAAAAAACCCUUUCAGCAAGGAUGCCACGUUCAGGGUGGUGUUGGUGGAGUCUAAAGCCAACAUACUACAGGUGGAGAAGAGUCAGGGGAGCCUCAUUCAACAGUUCUCCUUUAGGACCAACCCCAGCUCAGACAACAACACCAGUCUUUCUACAGAUAGGUUGAAUGGUGGAACUGACUGUGGUGAGUGGGAGGACAGUGACCUUCACUGUGAUCCUGCAGAUGAGUGUGGUGUGAAUGAGUUCUUCAGUCCUGUCAGGAGUGUGAGUCUGGCGGCUGGACAGACAGAAACCAUAGAGCUCCACUACCUGCCCUUCCACCUGGGGAAAAGACACUGCUCCGUCCUGCUAGUCAGCCAGCAGGUUGGUGAGCAGGUGUAUCUUGUGGAGGGGACAGCAGAUCUUCCUCUGUCCUCCCCUCUGACCACAAAGCCCAGUCCUAAUGUAGUCCAUGUUAGCAGCGCCACCUCUGAUGGUGCUGAUCCCAGGCCUGCGGUGAACCUGCGUUGCGGCGUGGGCAGCACCCUGGAUGAGGUGGUGUGUGUCCCCCUGGUUAACGGGCUGUGGGAGCGGGCGCUGGCCACCGUGGGGCAGCAGAGGAUGAGCCCUGUGGAGAAGAAGAGGCGCAGCCUCACACACACUCUGGACAGCAGCACCGUCCGGGCCGGGGUGGCGGCCGCUGCACUCACCACCUCACAGGUAGACAGUAGACACACACACUCUGGACAGCAGCACCGUCUGGGCCGGGGUGGCGGCCGCUGCACUCACCACCUCACAGGUAGACAGUAG